Messenger RNA from Tarenaya hassleriana, 792 nucleotides. RefSeq lists its product as uncharacterized. The record is from RefSeq and is a predicted model, not a curated record. The transcript is spliced from 2 exons. The coding region runs from base 1 to 792 and encodes 263 amino acids. Lineage: Eukaryota; Viridiplantae; Streptophyta; Magnoliopsida; Brassicales; Cleomaceae.
AUGUGUUCUGCUUUUCUCUGGUCGGGGGCACCGGACUCUGCGAAGGGCGCCAAGGUCUCCUGGGCAGCGGUAUGUACUCCUAAAGCCAGCGGGGGUCUAGCCCUGAGAAGACUUACUGGACUGGAACAAAACCCUGUGUUUGAAGCUCAUCUAGAUCUUGUUCACGAAAGGGGGCUCUCUAUGGGUCUCGUGGGUGCAUCAAAACCUGAUCCGUGGGAAGCAUUUCUGGUCGCUCCGAGAACGUGGGAAGGAAAGUUGGGCAUGGCACAAGCUGUUGAAGCUUCGACAAACGGCCAGAUCUCUUCUUCGUUGUCGGGUUCAAUGGGCCCUAGAUUGCUUGGCGUUCCUCUGGCUUCGACGGUUGCAGAGGCGGCCUCGUCCGAUGGUUGGCUCCUCCACCCGGCGCGAUCGAACGUUGCUGUAUCUAUUCACCAAGCCCUUAUUGCUCACCCUCUUCCGAGAGAUAGUAGCAGCCCUAAUCGGUUCUAUUGGUCGGGAAUGCAACUGGAUUCUCAACUACUGUUGUUUUCCACGAAGUCUACAUGGUUGACACUUUACCCGGCACCACCUCGUGUUCCGUGGAAGAAUGUAGUCUGGUUUGCUCGUUCUGUCCCUAAACACUCCUUCAUGACAUGGCUUGUGGUUAGGAAUAGGAUCCCAACACGUGAUAGGACGAAUGCUUGGGGGAUUAACACUCCGACUUGUUGCGUCUUAUGUGGUGACGAGGACGAAACUGUUUCUCAUUUUUCUUUCGAUGCUCCUACUCUGACCAUAUAUGGCCGGGUGUUUUGA